AUGAGCCUCACAAGUAUAAUUGUCCAUCUUAUCAAUUUCCAGGGCAACCAGCCGGGCCUGUGUCCCACGUGCACUUUGGUCGUGGUCACCAGCACGCGGCCAAGCAAGCAGGUGGAAGGCUGGUACCAUUAUCCCAACGAGAAGAUCAUUGCGCAACUGCUCGACGUCCUGGAUGAUGUGAAGCGCAAGGGGCGGCAGGGCAAUGCCACGAUUGUCAUGUCUUUCUCCUACGACUGGCCGCACCGCAUUUCACCCAUGGUUUCCAUCGCCUUCCGGAACCUCCUUCAGAAGCUGGACGAGCUCGACGUCGUGCUGGUGGCCUCCGCCAACAACCACGCCGUGGACGACCCAGCAUACCGGGGGGCGCCCCCCCGCGAGGGGAUGCCCGUGCGACGAUAUCCGGCCAAGUUCGCGGACCCCAACGAUCAGUAUGGCGGCCUACCCAAUAUAAUCAUGGUUGCAGCGACCGACAUGAACGCGCUGCGAGUUGAGGAGUCUAACUUCUCCCCGUUUGUCGCCGCGUUUGCCCCUGGGGCAGGCCUCCACUGCCCCGCUGGCCCUUCCUCUGGCAUGGAAGAGUCGCUGCGCUGGCCAACUACUUCCGCUCGGUGCCCUCUCGCUGGCAGUCCUGAGCUGGACAAGCUCAGCAAUGUGAAGAAUCUCAUCCAGCUCUAUGCGCGUUACUUCAGGGCAAUGGGCAGCAACGUAGACGCCAAAAAGCUGCGCCCGGUCAUCUGGAAUGGUCAGAUCCGCGAGCACAGCUGUAUCCGCGAGGCCGGGUCCACGGAAGACUGGGCCAAGACGUGUCCCAAUACCCAGGACAACCUCGAGGACGAGUCGACCAAUCCAGAUGAGCGCCGACAAUCUGGCAGCAGUCGCAGCUGCCCCAACUUCCCGGGGACAAGGGCCCUGGGAAGCAGAUGA
This is a messenger RNA of Penicillium mononematosum, 924 nucleotides long. RefSeq lists its product as uncharacterized. Lineage: Eukaryota; Fungi; Ascomycota; Eurotiomycetes; Eurotiales; Aspergillaceae. Gene Ontology annotation, molecular function: serine-type endopeptidase activity. Gene Ontology annotation, biological process: proteolysis. The record is from RefSeq and is a predicted model, not a curated record. The transcript has 3 exons. The coding region runs from base 1 to 924 and encodes 307 amino acids.